AUGGUUCUAUCAACAUUGCUUUUCCGCAAAAGGAUGCUGGCACGUUAUCUAUCACUUAGGUUUGAUGAUGCUGUUACAAGCCUGAAGCAGCAACUCAAGGUGGAACCUAAUACCUUGUUACGAAAAAACCAUUUAUUUGAAUUGUUUCGUAACACGGCAUAUCUCUCCUCACGUGCAGUAUGUGGAGCGGACUCGAGCGACCCAGAAGAACUGGCGCAUAAAACUGAGAUGCGCUUACGCCAAAUAUUGACUGAAGGAGAGGCUGUCAACAUCCCUGCCGACCCAUUGUUCAAACUCGCUGGUUUUGCAACUUUCUGUGAUUUUCCAACCUAUAGGCCAUGUCGAUGCUUAGUAGAGUCGAGUGAUGGCGGCCUCUUGGGAACGGCUGGUGUAGGCGGGGCGCUCCACGUCAUUCCAACUGUCGAGGCAAACACUGACACUAUGUCUAGGAAGCCGAAUUGGCAGGUUACUACAAGAUUACAUGGUCACACGGACGAUGUCACAGCAAUUGACUUUCACCCCCGGCGAAACAUAAUCGCAUCCGGGGGCGUAGGGAUGAACAUUAUAUUGCACGAUAUUAACAGCUCCAACGGUUUCGUAAACUCUACGAGCGAAAUACAACGACUAACGGACUCGUUUCCAAUCCGCUGUUUGAAAUUCCACCCUUGCGGUGAUUUCUUGUACGUUGGGACUGACAACUCGAUUAUACGUCUAUACGAUAUCGCCACUCGCACGUGUUUCACAGCGAAGCACACUCGACGGCAGCACCAAGGCGGUGCGAUCAAUAGCUGCGAUGUGUUACGCUCCGGAGGACUCCUGUUUACUGCUGGUGAAGACGGAUCAGUAUUGAUGUGGGACGGCAGAAACCUUGAUGUGUUACACGCCCUGGCCGACGCUCAUGGCGGCGCUCCAGUAUUGUCUGUAAAUUGUGAAAGGUAUGGACGUUACUUGACGUCAAGUGGGAAGGACGGAAGCACGAAGAUAACCGAUCUAAGGAUGAUGCGCGAGCUGGCGUGUGUCGGCCACAUGAACCGUGGGGUCAUCCGCACAGUCUCCAACUUUAUGUGCAACACACGAUACGUAGCAACGUACUCAGUUAUUCAAUCAGGUCGACGCACCUCGAAUGAAGUAUUGGUGUACUGCGUCGACACGGGAUCGCAGGAGAUAGACAUCUCCAAAAUUAUGGGAAGAUCAUCUAUACUUGGCAUCUGCGCGUCACAACAUGAUAUGGCUUUAUACCUACUUGCCGAUGACUCAAACUGCAAGGUGGUCAGUAUUUUCGACCCUUCGGCAUAA
Messenger RNA from Babesia sp. Xinjiang, 1296 nucleotides. Its product is annotated as Cleavage stimulation factor subunit 1. Bases 1 to 1296 code for a protein of 431 amino acids. Gene Ontology annotation, biological process: mRNA 3'-end processing. The transcript is spliced from 10 exons. The record is from RefSeq and is a predicted model, not a curated record. Gene Ontology annotation, molecular function: protein binding; RNA binding. NCBI's taxonomy places the organism in Eukaryota, Apicomplexa, Aconoidasida, Piroplasmida, Babesiidae. Gene Ontology annotation, cellular component: mRNA cleavage stimulating factor complex.